GGCAGCUGCAGGAGAACAAUGUUUGGGCUCUGAAGACGCGCGGAGGACCCGACGGCGGACGCGAAAAUACGGCGUGAGAGGACCCGGGAGGGUGAUGGUCAUGCGCUGGAUGUUACCGGCUUAUUCCAGUUAACUUCCCGGCCAGGCGAUCAUCACCAUGAGCAUCAUUCAAGAUAAGAUUGGCAACGAGUUCCUGCGUAACGGAGCCAUGGAGCCCAACUUUGCCCAGGGCAUGAUCAUGUUCAGCCACCUGCCACCCGUAACCAGCUUCACGCGCUUGGCUGCGCAGUCUGCUCUGCACGAUCCAUCACUGCCACUGCCAUUGCCACCGCAGGAUGUGGUGCUGAAGAAGGAGCGCGACUCGCCCGAGUGUGGCACCGGCGGAUAUGCCCAUGCCGCGGCCAUCAAACAGGAGAAGGUGACGGAGCACGACUAUCGGCUGCCGCUUUACCCGGGCGCCGUGGAGGUGUCACUCAGCGGUCACCAGAACCUGCUGGUGCAUGACCUCAGCCUGGGCAACCUGUCAGGCAGGCUAGUGAAGGAGUCCUCGGGGAGAAGAGGUCGGAGGUCAAACGGCGACGGACAAGAAGGCAAGCCCAGGAGAAAAAGGGGUAGUGAAUCAAAGACCGACCUGCUGGAUGGUGAUGGGGCCAGUCUAUCUCCCAGCUCCAAGCCCCACAUCUGCGAGCAUUGCAACGCAGCCUUCCGUAGCUCCUACCACUUGCGCCGACAUGUACUAAUCCACACAGGAGAGAGGCCUUUCAGAUGCAGCCAGUGCAACAUGAGCUUCAUCCAGAAGUACCUUCUGCAGCGGCACGAGAAGAUCCACAGCGGUGAGAAGCCAUUCAGCUGUGACCAGUGCAACAUGCGCUUCAUCCAGAAGUACCACAUGGAGAGGCACAAGAGGACUCACAGCGGAGAAAAGCCAUACAAGUGUGACACGUGCCAGCAGUACUUUUCCAGGACAGACCGAUUGCUAAAGCACAAGAGGACCUGUGGAGACACCUUGAAGAAAGGAAUGGACCCUGGCACGUCAGAUCAGGGGGGCGGCGAUAUGGAGCAGGGCAGCUAUUCAAUCACUCAGGGAAACGCAAGUGCUUCCAGCCGAAAAAGGGGCAAGUCCAAGGCAUCGGGUGAGGCUGGUGAGCGCAAGAAGAAGAAAAGCCCCAACAUGCAGGUGGUCGGGGCCCUCGGCUUACAGGAUUACACUGUUGAGGGUCCCGCCAGCGGUCUGGCCGGCCCUAGCAUGCACAGCCGUGCCCCCAAGCUGGUCUUCAAGAAGGUUGGCCGUAAGGGCCUGGAGAAAGGUGGACUUGGUUUGGACGAAGGCACCGCUGACCUUCAUGGGCAGAAGCUGCUCUCGGACAAAGCGGGCCCUGGAGAACUGACCGGAGAUGGCCUGGGGCUCAUGCAAGCACCGGGGGCCAAACAGGGUGCCACUAGUAGCAACUAUGAUGAUGCCAUGCAGUUUUUGAAGAAGCGGCGGUACCUGCACGCGGCCAACAGUGGCGAGUACGACGUGGGACAGCUGUCCUCCCAACCUGCCGUGGUGCAGGCCACGGGGGCCGGAGUCAUGGACGGAGAGGCGUCCUUGGCGCUCCUGGACACCCCACCCCUCGGUGUGGAUGUCAAACAUGAUAAGUCAGGCAUCCCAGAUGAGGUGCUUCAAAGCCUGCUGGAUCACUACACCCAGAAGCCUGAGGGGCACCACGACGUCCCCUUCGACAUGGGAGACCAGCACGUGGACCUUCACCCGCCUACUGACGGCCCUGAACUCGGCACAGAUGACGGAUCGCCUGGCACCGCUGGCGACAAGGCCGUUAUCAUGCACGAGUACUCGCGCUUCCUCCUGCAGGCACUGGAGCGCACCAGCCACGGCAGCGGCUUCCCGCUCGGCCCUGGCACCACGCUGCCCUACACUACAUCACCCCUGGAGUGCACCUUCGGCCCGCCGGUUACCUCAGCGCCCCCCGGCACCUUGCCCAAGCCCCACUUUGGAAUGCUCCUGGGCUCACCCCAGUCCAACUUCCACCUGGGUGCCCUGGAACCCACCCACCAGCAGUUGACGCCCUCCCAGGAGCUCACCGAGCAGAUUGACAAGUCGCACUCUCCGGGCACCUACCAGCUCUCCGGGGGCGGCCCCAAGGACCCGCAGGCUAAGAACGGCUCCGGCUAUCAGCUGGCCUCGCAGGACCUGCCCACGAUGACCCCCUCCAAGGGCCCUGAUCUCCGGGCCUCCUACCAGAUCGAGAACUUCGCCCAAGCCUUCGGCUCACAGUUCAAGUCAAGCGGUCGACUCUACGGCACUGACUCCAGCGGGGAGGUUGACCACAGAAUACGGACUCCUGUGUCAGAAUUCUCAGGGUACACUAGUUUGUUAGCUGACGUCAAUGAGCCAGUUAGUACAGGAUCUAAGACCCCAACGAGCCAAAGCUACAGGUAAGGUCUGAAAUCAGACCUCUUUGCAGGUUUGUUUGGUUUUCUCAUUGUAUUACUUUUUUUUUUUUUUAAUUUUUUUUUUUUUUUUUUUUUUAAGUAAGGUUGUGUUUUAAUUAUUACACUGCCAUAAUGUUUAUUCGAAAUCCAACCAGAAGAGGUCAGUAAAGUCCUCCCUUAAAUGCAAUUUUUA
Messenger RNA from Scleropages formosus (Asian bonytongue), 2629 nucleotides. Its product is annotated as zinc finger protein 281-like. NCBI's taxonomy places the organism in Eukaryota, Metazoa, Chordata, Actinopteri, Osteoglossiformes, Osteoglossidae. The record is from RefSeq and is a predicted model, not a curated record. The transcript is spliced from 7 exons. Gene Ontology annotation, biological process: regulation of transcription by RNA polymerase II. Gene Ontology annotation, molecular function: DNA-binding transcription factor activity, RNA polymerase II-specific; RNA polymerase II cis-regulatory region sequence-specific DNA binding. The coding region runs from base 158 to 2443 and encodes 761 amino acids.